Pisolithus orientalis is the source of this 1170-nucleotide messenger RNA. Its product is annotated as CDK-activating kinase assembly factor MAT1-domain-containing protein. Gene Ontology annotation, molecular function: cyclin-dependent protein serine/threonine kinase activator activity. The coding region runs from base 1 to 1170 and encodes 389 amino acids. The record is from RefSeq and is a predicted model, not a curated record. The transcript has 5 exons. Lineage: Eukaryota; Fungi; Basidiomycota; Agaricomycetes; Boletales; Pisolithaceae. Gene Ontology annotation, cellular component: transcription factor TFIIH holo complex. Gene Ontology annotation, biological process: nucleotide-excision repair; regulation of transcription by RNA polymerase II; positive regulation of cyclin-dependent protein serine/threonine kinase activity.
AUGUCGAAUCGUACGAGCGUCGGAGGUUGGCUAGUGGGGAAGACGAAGACAGUGCGGAAGGGCGGAGUGACGCCAGCCUCAGCACACAAUACGCGAUCAAAUACACCACAGGUCCAAAGCACUUCCACGACAGUUUUUGGAGGUGGUGUAAAAGAUGCGUCAGGAAGGACCACCGAAUUCUUUUCCAUGGAUGACCAGUGUCCCGUUUGUAGAUCUGACAGAUACCUCAACCCGAAACUUCGGUUGCUUGUAAGCUCCUGCUAUCACAAGAUGUGCGAAUCGUGCAUCGAUCGUUUGUUCACGCUAGGUCCUGCACCCUGUCCAAUAUGCCAAAAAGUCCUCAGGAAAUUGGCAUUCACGCCGCAAACCUUCGAGGACCUUACGGUUGAAAAGGAAGUCGCAGUCCGGAGGCGAAUUGCCAAAGAAUUCAACAAGCGUCGGGAAGAUUUCCCGGACCUACGUUCUUACAACGACUACUUAGAGGAAGUUGAGGAUAUCACCUUCAACCUUAUCAACGAGGUUAACAUCCCCGAAACAGAGGCACGGAUUGAAGCAUAUCGUAGAGAGAAUGCAGCGCUUAUCGAACUUAAUGUACGACGAGACGAGCAGUAUUCUCAAGAGCUGAAGCAACAAGAAGAGCAAGAACGACUAGAACGGGAACAACGCGCUCAGGAAGCGCGGAGGUUGGAAGAACUUGAGCGCGAAGAAAAGGAGAAGGGCCGACGAGAGAUUAUCGACCGGUUGGAAACCAGUACCAAAGAUGCUGCCGAAAUCAUAGCGAAGUCGCGGGCUGAGGCCACUAAACGCGCUGCUUCUCGCGCUGCUGCUACUACCACGUUCAAAAGUAGUGCACAGCUACUGCGCUCGCGCGCCGCACAAAGCACUACUAUCCCCGAUGUGCCACAUGUCCCUUUGCAAGAUGAUUGGUAUGCGUAUGGGGAUAUGUAUACAAGGUUGGAUCACUACGACGAUAUGUACAGUGAAGCUGUCCGACAAGACCAGGAGGGGAUUAUGAAAGCUGGAGGGUACAAGGUAGAGGAAGCAUGGGAAAGGGCGUUGAGGUCGGCAGUCACUGCCCUAUUCCUGCCUCCACUCUCUGAUCCGGAGAACUCACUGACGAGUGCAACAUUCCUCCAACCGAAAAAUGAUGUAGUUCCAACUGAGCUGUAG